AUGGUAACAGUACCCACAGUCCCCCACAGCAACGGACCCCACAGCCUCCCACAGCAACGGUACCCACAGCCUCCCACAGCAACAGCACCCACAGCCCCCAACAGCAACAGCACCCACAGCCCCCAACAGCAACUGCAUCCACAGCCCCCCACAGCAAUGGCACCCACAGCCUUCCACAGCAACGGCACCCACAACCUCCCACAGCAACGGCACCCACAGCCCCCCACAGCAACAGCAUCCACAGCCUCCCACAGCAACGGCACCCACAACCUCCCACAGCAACGGCACCCACAGCCCCCCACAACAACAGCACCCACAGCCUCCCACAGCAACGGCACCCACAACCUCCCACAGCAACGGCACCCACAACCUCCCACAGCAACGGCACCCACAACCUCCCACAGCAAUGGCACCCACAGCCUUCCACAGCAACAGCAUCCACAGCCUCCCACAGCAACGGCACAUACAACCUCCCACAACAACGGCACCCACAACCUCCCACAGCAACGGCACCCACAACCUCCCACAGCAACGGCACCCACAACCUCCCACAGCAACGGCACCCACAACCUCCCACAGCAACGGCACCCACAACCUCCCACAGCAACGGCACCCACAGCCUCCCACAGCAACGGCACCCACAACCUCCCACAGCAACGGCACCCACAACCUCCCACAGCAACGGCGCCCACAGCCCCCCACCUCACACCUCCCCACAGCACAUCCACACAGCAAAGAGGAGGGGUCGAAAACAUUAAAAUAGUGAGGGUGCUCCGGCACUAUGAGUAA
Eriocheir sinensis (Chinese mitten crab) is the source of this 789-nucleotide messenger RNA. Its product is annotated as mucin-2-like. The transcript has a single exon. Bases 1 to 789 code for a protein of 262 amino acids. The record is from RefSeq and is a predicted model, not a curated record. NCBI's taxonomy places the organism in Eukaryota, Metazoa, Arthropoda, Malacostraca, Decapoda, Varunidae.